This is a messenger RNA of Neomonachus schauinslandi (Hawaiian monk seal), 1111 nucleotides long. RefSeq names its product cAMP responsive element binding protein like 2 (gene CREBL2). The coding region runs from base 234 to 596 and encodes 120 amino acids. NCBI's taxonomy places the organism in Eukaryota, Metazoa, Chordata, Mammalia, Carnivora, Phocidae. Gene Ontology annotation, cellular component: nucleus. Gene Ontology annotation, molecular function: DNA-binding transcription factor activity. The record is from RefSeq and is a predicted model, not a curated record. The transcript has 4 exons. Gene Ontology annotation, biological process: regulation of DNA-templated transcription.
GCGGCGAAAGGAGGCGUUUUGGGCCGCCUCCAGGGUCCGCUCUGUCAUUCCUGAACUGGUCCCUCGUCCCCGUGACUGUGGCAUCAGGGAAGCGAACUGUUAGGCGAGAGGAGGAGACAGUCAGAACCAUAUCGCCUUCUUCCCCCGGGGCGGGGGCCGGGCCGGGCCAGGCCGGCUGAGCCGGGGGAGGUCAGGGGGAGGGAGCGCCUGGCCAGGCCGGCCUGUCCGCCGAGAUGGAUGACAGUAAGGUGGUUGGAGGCAAAGUAAAGAAACCUGGCAAACGUGGUCGGAAGCCAGCCAAAAUUGACUUGAAGGCAAAACUUGAGAGGAGCCGGCAGAGUGCAAGAGAAUGCCGAGCUAGGAAAAAACUAAGAUAUCAGUAUUUGGAAGAGUUGGUAUCCAGUCGGGAAAGAGCCAUAUGUGCCCUCAGAGAGGAACUGGAAAUGUACAAGCAGUGGUGCAUGGCAAUGGACCAAGGAAAAAUCCCUUCUGAAAUCAAGGCCCUACUCACUGGAGAAGAGCAGAGCAAAUCUCAGCAGAACUCAAGCAGGCACACAAAAGCUGGGAAGACAGAUGCUAAUAGCAAUUCCUGGUGAAGAUUAUAUAAAAUGAUGAGUCACUGAUUGAAGUCAAUAUUCUGAUUCCUAUGGAGGAUGAAAGGGCAAGAUUGUACUUCUUGGCUCCAUUUACAACCUACUGCUCAGUAGUCAUCUCUGUAAAUCUGCAAUUUCUACCAAAAUCCCAAAGGAUUUUGCUUUAACUUUCAACACUUAGAGAAUUUAUAAACAUUCAGAUCUGUUCUGGUUGGCCUUGCCACCCAUGGCAUCGAACAUGUUGCAAUGCUUGAAAACACAGGAGUAGAGAGAAGUGGGUGAAGAUUGUAUUUUUGCACCUUAACUCCACAUUGCUUUAUUGGUUAAUUUAUAUUCUUUCCAUGUAUUUCAUGUCAUUGUAUGCGUAUGUGUGUUUAGGUGUCACCUAUGUUUUUGAUUGCCCUACAAAGAGAAACCAAAUGGGCUGAUAACCAAGUUCUCAGCCUUAAUGGACCUAAUUUUAUUUGUUUAUAUUUACUUGAGUAAUGUUUAUUUUCUGCAUGAACCAUGAUUUCUCC